Messenger RNA from Neurospora tetrasperma FGSC 2508, 2486 nucleotides. Its product is annotated as Serine/threonine-protein kinase cot-1. NCBI's taxonomy places the organism in Eukaryota, Fungi, Ascomycota, Sordariomycetes, Sordariales, Sordariaceae. Gene Ontology annotation, molecular function: protein serine/threonine kinase activity; ATP binding. Gene Ontology annotation, biological process: intracellular signal transduction; peptidyl-serine phosphorylation. The coding region runs from base 290 to 2086 and encodes 598 amino acids. The transcript has 5 exons. The record is from RefSeq and is a predicted model, not a curated record.
AACCACCUGCCCCCCCAGCCUGGCCGCCAUCGAUUCCCAUCCCUACCAUCUAGCCAACCGUCGUUCGAUCCUCGUUGGACCCUGGUCCCAAGAAAAAGCAACCUCCUUUCCUCCCGUCUUGUACACAAACCCCUUUCUGUGCGCAAAGAUCCCAUCGAUCGGUCUGGGAGCUCGACUCUGAUCCUUUCUCCAUCUGCCGUCCCUCGGAAUCUCGUCUGAGCUCGCUUGCGCCCUUCCCGCUACAUACACCCGGAAUCCACUGUUUACCGUUUAGAGACAAGGUACUAAGAUGGACAACAACAACCGCCCCCAUCUCAACCUGGGCACCAACGAUACCCGCAUGGCUCCAAACGAUCGUACCUAUCCCACCACCCCGUCCACCUUCCCCCAACCCGUCUUCCCAGGUCAACAAGCCGGUGGUUCCCAGCAGUACAACCAGGCCUACGCCCAGUCCGGCAACUACUAUCAACAGAACCACAACGACCCCAACACUGGUCUCGCCCACCAGUUCGCCCAUCAGAACAUUGGCAGCGCCGGAAGAGCCUCUCCCUACGGUUCUCGUGGCCCAUCUCCCGCUCAACGCCCUCGCACAUCCGGAAACUCUGGCCAACAGCAAACCUACGGCAACUAUCUGAGCGCCCCGAUGCCUUCGAAUACCCAGACCGAGUUCGCUCCCGCUCCCGAGCGGAACCCCGACAAAUAUGGCCCCAAUGCCAACAACAACCAGAAGAAGUGCUCACAGCUGGCCUCUGACUUCUUCAAGGACAGCGUCAAGCGCGCCAGGGAGCGCAACCAAAGACAGAGCGAGAUGGAGCAGAAGCUCGGUGAGACCAACGAUGCCCGCCGUCGCGAAUCGAUCUGGUCAACCGCUGGCCGGAAGGAGGGCCAGUAUUUGCGCUUCCUGAGAACCAAGGACAAGCCCGAGAACUACCAGACCAUCAAGAUCAUCGGCAAGGGCGCUUUCGGCGAGGUUAAGCUCGUGCAGAAGAAGGCUGACGGCAAGGUUUACGCCAUGAAGUCGCUCAUCAAGACGGAAAUGUUCAAGAAGGACCAGCUUGCCCACGUCCGAGCAGAAAGAGAUAUCUUGGCCGAGUCGGACAGCCCAUGGGUUGUCAAGCUCUACACCACCUUCCAGGAUGCGAACUUCCUUUACAUGCUCAUGGAGUUCUUGCCCGGUGGUGACUUGAUGACCAUGCUGAUCAAAUACGAAAUCUUCUCGGAGGAUAUUACCCGUUUCUACAUUGCCGAAAUCGUCUUGGCUAUCGACGCGGUCCAUAAGCUGGGCUUCAUUCACAGAGAUAUUAAGCCAGACAACAUCCUUCUUGAUAGGGGCGGUCAUGUCAAGCUUACAGAUUUCGGUCUCUCUACCGGCUUCCACAAGCUCCAUGAUAACAACUACUACACACAACUGCUCCAGGGCAAAUCCAACAAGCCGCGCGACAACCGCAACUCGGUUGCUAUUGACCAAAUCAACCUGACGGUCAGCAACCGUGCACAGAUCAAUGACUGGAGACGCUCCAGACGUUUGAUGGCCUACUCGACCGUCGGUACACCAGAUUAUAUUGCUCCUGAAAUCUUCACUGGCCAUGGUUACUCGUUUGAUUGCGAUUGGUGGUCUUUGGGUACCAUCAUGUUCGAGUGCUUGGUCGGCUGGCCUCCUUUCUGCGCCGAGGAUAGCCACGACACUUACCGCAAGAUCGUGAACUGGAGGCAUUCGCUUUACUUUCCGGAUGACAUCACCCUUGGUGUAGAUGCCGAGAACCUUAUCAGAAGCCUCAUCUGCAACACUGAGAACCGUCUCGGCCGUGGUGGUGCUCACGAAAUCAAGAGCCACGCCUUCUUCCGCGGCGUUGAGUUCGACAGCUUGCGCCGCAUCCGUGCGCCCUUCGAGCCCCGUCUUACAUCCGCCAUCGAUACCACAUACUUCCCUACGGACGAGAUUGACCAGACGGAUAACGCCACGCUGCUCAAGGCUCAGCAGGCCGCUAGGGGCGCCGCUGCCCCUGCGCAGCAGGAGGAGAGCCCAGAACUCAGCUUGCCCUUCAUUGGAUACACGUUCAAGCGCUUCGACAACAACUUCCGAUGAUUGCGCUACGUCUUCUCGCUGUCUGAAUAAUGAGUAUUGGUUUUCUUGGGGGGGAAGGGGGCGUAAUAGUGAUGGCGAAAGGGAGAAGAGGUUGUGCUGCGGGGCGGCAGUAUCUGGGUACCCCUUAUACUUGGCUUUGACGUCUUUGCUAGCUCGCGGUGCUGUUGAAAUAUCUGAUGGCAGAGACGCUUUUGCUGAUAGUAGGCGAAUUUUCCAUUCCGCAUAUAUGGCUGAAUAAGUACAGAAACAUAAUGUAUGGACUGCAUCUUCUGGGCGAGGAACUGGGAAGCCCUGAAGCGAGCAACGGGGGAGAAUAAAAACGGCAAGAGACAUGAAUGUUGCGUAUGGCGUGAUGAUAGAGAUGUUUGCAUAUCUAGUAACCGAAUCGAGCAUUCGCUUG